GCGGUUGCUGAUAAGAGAGAGUCACUGACUCCGCAACCGCUCCGGAAAAAUCUCAUCCCCUUCCAGUCCAGUCCAGUCCAGUCCAGUCCACGACGCUAUCUAUCAUUGCUCUGAGAAGCACCCCACUCCACACAUCGUUGAUGCCAUGUUGUACGAGCUGAUUGCCAUUGUCCGUCCCGGCAGCCUCCACGAGGUUCGAGAAAUCGCCCGCCAUGCCGGCACCCUCGUCCUGCGCUCCGGCGGCGUAGUCCGCGGCUUCACCAACUGGGGCACCUUCCGUCUGCCCAAGCCCACGACCAAGCACCAGGCCCGCUACACCGACGGCCAGCACUUCAUCAUGCGCUUCGACACCGCCGGCCCCGUGCAGUCCGCCAUCCGCCGUACCCUGGCGCUGGAUCCCCGGAUGAUCCGCUUCUCGGUCGUCAAGCUCGGCGACAAGCUGGAGGAGGUCAAGCACGUGGACGGCAAGGUUGAGUGGAACAACAACCGCAGCAUCGCCGAGUCGAUCUGAGGAAUGAGGAUAUCUAAGGUGUCAGGGUUGAUGGAUUAUCCUCGGGAGGGGAGGUGAUGGGCUGUGUUGUUUGGUUGGGGACGGAGCGGAUUCGAAUCGUCAAUGAAUGUAUUAUCUUUGGGAUGGGGUUUUAUUUCACGUGUGUAUAUCAUAUCAGCAUUAUCGGCGCAUAUAUCUUACUUGGCAGAUUUGGUCAAUAAAGAUGGUGAUCUGUUUCUUUAUGCUUGAUCGAUGGGGGUGCUGGCAUAAGGUACUGUCUUAUUGUCGGACUAGGAUCUGGAUGGCAAUUGUGCUGGCAGUGGUGCUGAUCUAAAGUAACUGGAUAGUGGUGGAAGCC
Aspergillus heteromorphus CBS 117.55 is the source of this 848-nucleotide messenger RNA. RefSeq names its product mitochondrial 37S ribosomal protein bS6m. The record is from RefSeq and is a predicted model, not a curated record. The transcript is spliced from 3 exons. Gene Ontology annotation, biological process: translation. The coding region runs from base 146 to 511 and encodes 121 amino acids. Lineage: Eukaryota; Fungi; Ascomycota; Eurotiomycetes; Eurotiales; Aspergillaceae. Gene Ontology annotation, molecular function: structural constituent of ribosome; small ribosomal subunit rRNA binding. Gene Ontology annotation, cellular component: ribosome; mitochondrial small ribosomal subunit.